Molecule: messenger RNA, 804 nt
Organism: Neoarthrinium moseri
Lineage: Eukaryota; Fungi; Ascomycota; Sordariomycetes; Amphisphaeriales; Apiosporaceae
Exons: 1
Coding region: 1-804 (267 amino acids)
Source: RefSeq, a predicted model, not a curated record
AUGAAGUCCGCAAUCAUCGCUGCCGCUGCGCUGGCCACUGUUGCCAUGGCCCAACCCCACGGUCCCCAUCGCCGCCACCACCACGAGAAGCGCGAGCUUGUCGUCGAAUGGGAGACAGUUUACGAGACCGUCACCGUCGAAAUUGACGAGUCCGCUACCAACACCUACUUUCCCGCUGCCAAGACCGAGGCCGCUUCUGCCUCCGGCUCUCCUGGACAGUUCUUCCAGGCUGGCACCAGCACCACCUCGGUUGCUGCACCACCCACUUCCACUGCUGAGCCUGUGGUUGAGCCCACCACCUACCAGGCUCCCGCCCCUGAGCCAACCACCAGCACGACUCCUGUAGCUGAGCCUUCAACUACUUACGCAGCGCCCCCAGUUGAGUCUACCACUACUGCUGCUGCACCCGCUCCGACUACGACCGCUGGCUCUGGUGGCAGCUCCGGUAGCGCAAAGAGUGGUAAGAUGACCUACUACACAGUCGGCCUUGGCUCUUGCGGCUGGGACGACGCCGGUGAUGACGAUACCAUGAACAUCGUCGCCAUGGGCGCCGGUGUCUGGGAUGCCAUCAGUUCGCUUACUAGCUACGGCCUCAACCAACCCGCCCACCCUCUGUGUGGCCAAGAGAUCACCAUUACAGCCGCUAACGGCAAGAGCACUACUGGCAUCAUUCGUGACAAGUGCCCUGGCUGCCCUACGCCAGACAGCAUUGAUGUGUCGGAGAAGAUCUUCCUCGACCUCAUGGGCUCGACUACUGCCGGUGUUGUUGAUGUUACUUGGUCCUACAACAGCUUCAGUGGCUAA